Messenger RNA from Schistosoma guineensis, 1149 nucleotides. NCBI's taxonomy places the organism in Eukaryota, Metazoa, Platyhelminthes, Trematoda, Strigeidida, Schistosomatidae. The record is from the annotation of a GenBank genome assembly.
AUGAUAAUAUGUGCACCUUUAAAACACGAAAUGAAUAACCUCAUGAAUCAAGACAGAAGUCAGUUCAAAUCAUCUUUGAAAAACAUUUAUUCUGAUACAUUACAUGAUACAACAAUUAAUGAAGAGGACAAUGAGGACAAUAGUGAUAGUGAUGAUGAUGGCGAUGAAGAUGAUGGUAGUAGGGCUGAAAAAGCGUCUCCUGAUGAUGACACUUUAUCAACAACAUGGUGUGAUCCUGAAAGACUCGAACAAUUCAAUUAUAAGGAAACUACCUCAGAUAUUACCUCUUCUCUUGCAUUUCUGAGCCGACGUAUUACACGAAAAUAUGCCAGUGAAUUUAUUUUACCAGAUGAUACACGUAUUGCUGUCAGUCGUCUUGAAGGUAUAUUUCCAAUGGAUAACAAUGAGCAAGUUAUAUUAAGCUUAUCAGUUGGGCAUAAAUACAUACGCAUCGGCCAACAAGCAACAAAUAUGGAUCAGUCUUCACCAAUAACAACGCAAACUAAUCCUGUGAAUUCUUUCAAUAAACAAGUUUCUUCAAGUAGUUCAGAGAAAUUGAAUGGUUCUAAUUAUCACCGUAUUAUCAACAAACCGAGUUUAAAUCAUACUAUAGAGGAAACUAAUAUUGAUGAGAGUCUAAGUGAUAUGGAUUCACCACAUCAUGAUUUGAACAUGUCAGAAACUUCACUAUCAUAUAUUACUCGUGGAUUACAAAUUAUCGAUUAUUUAGAAGAUGAUCUAUGGGCAGCCACAAUUUUACAAUGUGACAAUAGUUCAAAUGCUGGUCUACUGCGACAACUUGAAGCUGGAUGUCGGCUAGAACCAGAGGCAUAUAAAAUGGAACGUGUACAAACUGUGAAAAAUCGUGAAACUGUCAUUGAUUUCCCUAGUAAACCAACAGUGAGAACAAUAGGUUUAAGUCGAAGUAAUAGUGAUACGGAUUCAAUCAAUACAACACUCACUGGAGUUGAUUUGGAUGGUGAAACAUGACAGAUUGAUUAAGUAAUAAUAAUUACAUACUUAUCCCUGUGUAUUACUUUAGACGACCGAUAAGUGUCCUAACACAACCUUGUACAUUUAUGCCCAACAUUUGUGUUGAAGACUUGAGUUCAUACCGAAUUUUUUAUGUUUCCCCUGCAUCAAAUCUCA